Ctenopharyngodon idella (grass carp) is the source of this 3393-nucleotide messenger RNA. RefSeq names its product actin related protein 2/3 complex, subunit 5-like, a (gene arpc5la). Gene Ontology annotation, biological process: regulation of actin filament polymerization; cell migration; Arp2/3 complex-mediated actin nucleation. Gene Ontology annotation, cellular component: Arp2/3 protein complex; cytoplasm; actin cytoskeleton. The coding region runs from base 250 to 702 and encodes 150 amino acids. Lineage: Eukaryota; Metazoa; Chordata; Actinopteri; Cypriniformes; Xenocyprididae. Gene Ontology annotation, molecular function: actin filament binding. The transcript has 4 exons. The record is from RefSeq and is a predicted model, not a curated record.
UAAUUCCGUUUCCGCUCCAGUCGGGAUUUUUGUCCGCUCUGCAGGAAUGUGUGGAGAUGCUCGCGCUGGGGGAGAGGUAACAGCCGCACCUUCCUGUUGACAGAUGAACCCAUUAACGGCGGUCCGUGCCUUUGGCUCUCUGCACUGCCACUGAGGGAAGCGAAGACACACUCGCAUCCGUGCAGCUGCAGAUCUGUCCAUUAUCGCACAUUCCCGGGCUCGCAUGAUUGAUUGAAGCUGCUCCUCCUCAUGGCGAAAAACACCCUGUCCUCACGAUUCCGGGGAGUCGACAUCGACGAAUACGACGAGAAUAAAUUCGUGGACGACCAGGACGAGGCGGCCGAGCAGCAGGGACCGGACGCCUGUGAGGUGGACGAUCUUAUCAGACAAGGGGACAUGAUGACAGCAUUUCACAUCGCCUUGAGGAAUCCUCCAAUCAACUCCAAGAAUCCAGCAGUGAAAGAGCGGGCCCAGGCUGUGGUGUUACGAGUGCUGACUGCGUUCAAGAGCAGCGAUAUUGAGCCGGCAGUGAAGUCUCUGGACAAGAACGGAGUGGACCUGCUGAUGAAGUACAUCUACAGAGGCUUUGAGAAGCCCUCAGACAACAGCAGUGCCAUACUGCUCCAGUGGCAUGAAAAGGCUUUCGCUGUGGGGGGUCUGGGGUCGAUUGUACGGGUGCUGACUGCAAGGAAAUCUGUCUGAGAAGCCGAAAGAAAUAGAGAGAUAACCAGCCACGGGAUUUGCUUCUCUUUCUUACACGUGGACAGCUUCCUCUCUCAAAACUCAACCUUAUCUGGGGGAAAACCACUCUAGUACAAGCGAUUGUUUCACUCAAAAACAGAGAUAUUGUAUGAUAUUUAAUGUAAAUUAUUGAUUCUUCAAUAUGUUAUUACGGAAGACCAGAUUCUCGACUAAUGAAGGUGAGCGGUUGUGUGACAGUCUGUGAACUGCGACAGAAGGACGAUGAGUCUCAUGAAGAGACUUUGCUGUAUUAGCCCUGAGCAGCAGUUUCAGGGCAGUAAAUACUGUGACGAAUAUGAAAGUUGUAUUUGCUUGUUUUACUUAGUUGGCACUCUCAGAUGUGUAGUUCUCAUUUCUUUAGUUCAAAUUCUCAGUUUUUCUUAUUGUACAGAAAGAGGAUGAUGUUAAAUAUAUUGUAUUUAGGUGGUGGAUUUAUGGUUCAAUUCGUAGUGUGGGGUCGGGUCGGGAGGGUUAUUGUGAAGUGCCUGGUGCAAUAAAGAACAUUUAAGAGUGUAUUUCUUUUUUUUUUUUCAUAUCUAUUUGGUCAUUAGAUUGGUUCUAUGGGAGCUUGUUUUCGCCACUGAAUAACAAAUAAAAAAGGUAAUUGUGACUUUAUUUCACAAUUCUGACUUUUUCUCGAAAUUGCAAGUUUACAUCUCAGAAUUGUGUGAUAUAAACUUACAAUUGCAAGUUAUAAAGAAUUAUCUGAUAAGUCGCAAUUGCGUUUUAUCAAGUUUAUACACUAUAUUGCCAAAAGUUUUGGGACGCCUGCCUUUACGUGCACAUGAACUUUAAUGACAUCCCAUUCUUAAUCCGUAGGGUUUAAUAUGGAGUUGGCCCACCCUUUGCAGCUAUAACAGCCUCAACUCUUCUGGGAAGGCUUUCCACAAGAUUUAGGAGUGUGUUUAUGAGAAUUUUUGACCAUUCUAGAAGCGCAUUUGUGAGGUCAGGCAUUGAUGUUGGCGAGAAGGCCUGGCUCGCAGUCUCUGAUCUAAUUCAUCCCAAAGGUAUUCUAUCGGGUUGAGGCCAGGACUCUGUGCAGGCCAGUCAAGUUCCUCCACACCAAACUCGCUCAUCCAUGUCUUUAUGGACCUUGCUUUGUGCACUGGUGCGCAGUCAUGUUGGAACAGGAAGGGGCCAUCCCCAAACUGUUCCCACAAAGUUGGGAGCAUGAAAUUGUCCAAAAUGUCUUGGUAUGCUGAAGCAUUAAGAGUUCCUUUCACUGGAACUAAGGGGCCAAGCCCAACCCCUGAAAAACAACCCCACACCAUAAUCCCCCCUCCACCAAACUUUACACUUGGCACAAUGCAGUCAGGCAAGUACCGUUCUCCUGGCAACCGCCAAACCCAGACUCAUCCAUCGGAUUGCCAGACAGAGAAGCGUGAUUCGUCACUCCAGAGAACACGUCUCCACUGCUCUAGAGUCCAGUGGCGGCGUGAUUUAUACCACUGCAUCCGACGCUUUGCAUUGCACUUGGUGAUGUAAGGCUUGGAUGCAGCUGCCGGUUUCACAGACAGGGCUUAGCCUAAGCCAGGAUUAGGCCUUAGUUUAAUUAGGAUAUUUAAGUAUCUUUUAUAAAUGUACACUACAAAAAAACAUUACUGGUGUGCAUCUUGAGACAAAACAAUGGCACUGGCAUAUUUUAAGAUCUGUCAGUACAAGUUUGUUUCAGUUAAAACAGCUCAAACAUGCAUUUUAGUUUAGGACUAGCUUAAGCCUUGUCUGUGAAACUGGGGGUAUAUCUCACAAUUCCGAGAAAAGAAGUCAGAAUUGCGAGAUAUAAACUCGCACUUGCCAGAAAAAAGUUAGAAUUGCGAGUUUAUACAUCCCACAAUUCUGACUAUAUAACUCACAAUUGCAACUUUAUAUAAUGCAGUUCUGUGAAAAAAUAUCAGAAUUGUGAGAUGUAAACUUGAACUGCGAGAUGGUAAAAGCUUAGUGAUCGUUUAUUGACUGAAUACCAAACACGACUGAAUAAAUUCAAAGCGCACAUUUUCAUUACUCAAAACUGUUUGUCUUUACCAUAACAAUGUCUGUGUGCUAUAAAGGAGCAAACAAUAAUCUAAAUCAGAUUGUACUUUGCUGUUUGGUGAUUUUGCAACAUCAAACGAAGGUUACAGUAUCAAACUCAUGUGACAGAGGUGAAUAUAUGCUGGUUAUAAAGCGUUUUUAGGUUUCUUAUCAUGUAAAUGCAUGUUAUCACUUUGAGAAAACCAAUGAAAAAAAAAAUACUGAUGACUAUACUGUAUAUCAAAAAAGCUGAAUAUAGUGCUGUAUGAACCAUUUAUGUAAAAUAUGGUCUGAAAAAUGUGAGGUUUGGAAAUUUGAGUCUGGAAAAGUAUGGAAUUUUGAAAUGAAUAAUGUGUAGGAACCCAUUUGAUAUACUUCUCAGGGACAUCAUUUUUAGACAUAUAGGCUUACCUUUACAAUUGCAAUUAGAUUUGUAUAAUUUUUUGAGGGAAAUGUAUGGUUUUCCAGGAUUACCUACACAAGUGUCUUUAAAAUGGUUCUCUAGGUAUGGCUUUUUAGCCCAUUUUGGUAUGUCCAGUUAGAAGAGUAAUAGUAUACUGUAUAUCUCCUCAAAAAAUGUGAUUUGAGGCAUCAUUCAUGUCACAGCAUGUGGAUUAUUACACAUAAAGUCUAAAAACAUAG